AUGCCGACAUUGCCACGCAAAAGUAAAGUAUUUUGGAAAUACUUCAAAUACCCGUGCACACUUGAACAGAUACCACCAGAGUUAUCAGAAGAAAAGGACAAUACACCAACACCAGCUGCAGCUGACCAACGCACUCUCCACCAGUUUACAAAACUACCACCCAGUUCUGUACGGGCAAAGAAGCUAACGACAGCCAUCGGCUGUUUCAUUGCAAAAGACAUGCAACCAUACAGAUCAGUGGAGAAAGAGGGCUUUCGGUUCAUGUGGAAAGUUGCAGAGCCACGGUAUGUUAUACCAUCACGCGCCGUAUUCACAGACACUGUUGUGCCCCAUCUUUACAGAGAGACUAAGGAAAAAGUUGGGAACGCUGUUAUUAAAGCCGCCCGAGUAGCGCUUACAUGUGACCACUGGACCUCUAGGGCAACCGAGUCGUACACCACAUUCACUGCCCAUUACAUCACAGAUGAAUGGGAGCUCAAGUCUCAAGUUUUGCAAACAAGGGCGAUGCAUGUAAGUCAUAGUGCUACUAACGUGAAUGAAACAUUUCACGCAGUCGCACGAGAAUGGGGGCUGACGCUCAGUGACUUGGUGAUUGUUACUGAUAACGCAGCCAACAUGAUUGCUGCUAUGCGGCUUGAUGAUGAGCUAACACACAUAACGUGUUUUGCACACACACUCAACCUCGCAGUCCAGAAGGCUCUGAAGCUUCCUACUGUUGCCCGGCUGCUAGGGAGAAUCAGACGAAUAACCGGGUUCUUCCACAGGAGCGCCGUGGCAGCUGACGCCCUAAAAGCGAGUCAGAAUGAGAAGGGGAUCUCGGAUCACUCAUUGAUAACCGACGUCACAACCAGAUGGAAUAGCGUGCACGAUAUGGUGGAACGGUUUCUGGAGCAGCUACCUGCUGUAUGUGCUGCUCUUGCCUCUCCUGAUGUGAGAAGAAAUAACAGCACCGACAGUGCCGCGCUAACUGAUGUAGAAAUCAAACAUGCUGAAGAAAUAGUCAUGACACUCAGACCAUUGAAAGAUGCCACCAACAUUAUGUCCGAGGAUUCCUCUCCCACACUGUCAAUCAUAGCUCCACUGACUGCACAGCUGAUUCAAGACACAGAGUUGGACUUGGCUGACUCUCCAAUGGUCCGUGACAUCAAACGGGCGGUCCAUGAGGACUUAGCACCAAGAUACAGCAGUGUGAAAACUCAGAACCUUCUUCACAUGGCCUCACUCGACCCCCGGUUUAAAGCACUGCCUUUCCUCUCUGAAGAAGAACAGCAGGACAUCCAUGCCAGGAUGAUAGCAGAGGCUGUAGCACUCGAGGACCCAGGAGAGGCUGAAGGCAGUCCUGUGGAGCCAGAGACAGGCCAAACUGAAGGCCCUGCUCCAAAAAGAAGAUCAACAUCUGCUGCACUGGUCAAUCUGCUGGGGAAGACAUUCACUGAGGUCAGAGCUGCCCCCAAAUCAGUCAGUACCAGAGCUGAGGAGGAGAUGAAAAAGUACUCGGAGCAACCUGCACUCCCUCUCACAGAAGACCCCCUUAUGUGGUGGAAGUCCAAAGAGAAAGAUCUCCCUCUACUAGCCAAAUUAGCUAAACGCAUUCUAUGUAUCCCUGGUACAAGUGUUGCAGCAGAGAGAGUAUUCUCUACUGCUGGAGAUGUAGUGACAGCUCAGCGGAGCUGUCUCUUAUCAGAGCAUGUAGAUCAGCUCAUUUUCCUCCAAAAGAACCUACAGAUUAGUGACUAUGAUAAUUAA
Messenger RNA from Epinephelus fuscoguttatus (brown-marbled grouper), 1746 nucleotides. Its product is annotated as E3 SUMO-protein ligase ZBED1-like. Bases 1 to 1746 code for a protein of 581 amino acids. Lineage: Eukaryota; Metazoa; Chordata; Actinopteri; Perciformes; Serranidae. The record is from RefSeq and is a predicted model, not a curated record. The transcript is spliced from 2 exons. Gene Ontology annotation, molecular function: protein dimerization activity.